Molecule: messenger RNA, 1367 nt
Organism: Nicrophorus vespilloides
Lineage: Eukaryota; Metazoa; Arthropoda; Insecta; Coleoptera; Silphidae
Gene: CSN4
Product: COP9 signalosome complex subunit 4
Exons: 4
Coding region: 76-1305 (409 amino acids)
Cellular component (GO): cytosol; COP9 signalosome
Source: RefSeq, a predicted model, not a curated record
AACUGUCAAAGUUGCUGCGUGAUAUUUAUUGUUAUCUUGUUAUUUUUGUGCCGGUUUCAGAAAUAAAUAUUGAAUAUGUCUAGUAAAGCUGCCCUUGUACGCCAACAAUUGGCCAAUAUAAUUAGUUCUGGGGGCACACACAAAGAUCAAGCGGAAAGGUACAGACAGAUUUCAGAGACCAUCCUGUCUUGGACUGGUAUUGAGUUGAUAGAGUGUUUACACUUAUUUAUUGAUGCAAUUGUUAAUGAGAAUGUGAGUUUAGUGAUUUCAAGGCAAAUCUUGACUGAUUUGAGUACACAUCUGAUGAGCCUGCCAGAUGAGAUUUCUCAAGUUGUGUCUCAUUACACUCUGGAGAAAGUACAACCAAGGGUAAUAUCAUUUGAAGAACAGGUUGCAAGCAUAAGGCAACAUUUAUCUGAUAUAUAUGAGAGAAACCAGAACUGGAGGGAGGCUGCUGCUGUUCUUGUUGGCAUUCCCUUAGAAACUGGUCAAAAGCAGUAUUCUGUAGAUUACAAAUUGGAUACAUAUUUGAAAAUUGCUCGACUCUUUCUGGAGGAUGAUGAUCCAGUUCAGGCAGAGGCGUUCAUAAAUAGGGCAUCUUUACUGCAGGCGGAAACAAAAAAUGAACAAUUGCAGAUUUACUACAAAGUCUGCUAUGCUAGGGUUUUAGAUUAUAGAAGGAAAUUUAUAGAGGCCGCUCAGAGGUACAACGAGCUCUCAUACCGCUCGAUAAUCCACGAUGAUGAGCGGAUGACAUCUUUGAGAAGCGCUCUUAUCUGCACCGUACUAGCUUCGGCGGGUCAACAGAGGUCGAGAAUGUUGGCAACACUCUUUAAGGACGAGAGAUGCCAGCAGCUGCCGGCUGUCGCAAUUCUGGAAAAGAUGUACUUGGACAGGAUUAUCCGUAGGUCGGAACUGCAGGAAUUCGAAGCGUUACUUCAGCCACAUCAGAAGGCAACCACAGUGGAUGGGUCGACCAUACUGGAUCGGGCUGUAAUCGAGCAUAACCUACUCUCGGCUAGCAAACUGUACAACAAUAUAACAUUCGAAGAGCUAGGCGCUUUACUGGAAAUCAAUGCAAGCAAGGCAGAAAAAAUUGCUAGUCAGAUGAUUACUGAGGGCAGAAUGCACGGCUACAUAGAUCAAAUCGACUCGAUCGUACAUUUCGAGACAAGGGAAACAUUGCCGCAAUGGGACAAGCAAAUACAAUCUGUUUGUUACCAGGUGAAUUCGGUUAUCGAGUUGAUCACAAAGUCGGAACCGGAGUGGAUUGCUAAAGUCAUGGAGGACCAGAUGGUUUCUUAAACAAUAAUAUAGUGUUAACGAAAGUUCAAUAAUUCUAAUAAUAAAAAUAACGGUUUAAUGUU